CCGAGCCAGAAGAGAAACGGUCUUGAGGGCUGAAAUGACAGCAAGAAAGAUCAAACAAUCAAGAAAAUGACAUCUGCAAAUUGCAAUUGAAACAAUGGAUCCCUCCUUCCUGCUUCGUUUUUGAACUGGGUUUUCUGUAGAUAAAAAGGGAAGCUUAUUCACAAUACAAUCUCAUUAAAUCAUUCUUUGGUGAGAUUGUCGAGAAAUUCAAGAUAAGGGAGGAUGAAGUUUGGAAAGGAGUUCACUGCACAGAUGGUGCAGGAAUGGCGAGAGGCAUACAUGGAUUACAAGAGUUUGAAGAAACUCCUCAAAGAUGUUUUGCGUUUUAGACGGCAAAAUGCGCCGUCUCCAACGGCGGCAGUGAGCCCAAAAAGCGGAUUGAAGAGAAGGGUUUCGUUGUACAGAGCGUUUAGUGGAUUAACCUGCCGGUACAUGGGGUCUCCGGUGAGGGAGGAAGAAGAAGUAAUCCUGGUAAAUGACGUGCAAGACGAAGAUGGGUCGUCGGCAGGACAUUACCAGACUAUGUUUCUCAUGUCAUCUGAGGAAGGAGGAGAGUAUGAGCUUCUCUUCUUUAAGCGGCUAGAUGAUGAGUUCAAUAAGGUGUUGAGGUUCUACAGCAAGAAAGUGGAGGAAGUGAUUGUGGAAGCUGAUGAGUUGACUAAGCAAAUGAAUGCUUUGAUUGCUCUUCGGAUUAAGCUUCAUAAUCCCAUUUUGGGAGGGGAUCCUUUGGUAGAUCUUGCAGCCUCUAUUGGAGUUCCUGAAGCUUCACCCUCAAGUUCUCCCACCAUCAAUAGCAGAAAACCAAGAGGACAAGUAAUGGAUUCAAUUCAAGAAGUUGAAAUGAGCUGUGAAGUAAAUUCAGAAUCAGAUGAAGGAAAGAAAUCAAAUAAUGAAAGGAACUCUAUAGAUCAAAAGAAAGAUAGUGAGGUCAAGGAUAUCACUCAGGGAUUUAGACCACCAUCAUUGCAGGUCCUGGAUCAUGUAAAGAUCAAUAUUGAGCCUGAAACUCCAAUCUCAACAUUAAAAACUUUGCUUUUGUUUUUAAAAUCAAACAAUUCGUUCAACAAGAAGGAGCUUAAGAAAGCAGAGGAGUUGAUGUCAGAGGCGUUUGUGGAGUUUUACCAAAAGCUUCGGCUUUUGAAGAGCUACUGUUUCUUGAAUCAAUUAGCCUUCUCCAAGAUCAUGAAGAAGUAUGACAAGAUCACUUCGCGGAAUGCGUCAAAAGCUUACAUGCGGACAGUGGAUAAUUCUUAUCUUGGCAGCUCUGAUGAGGUUGCUAAGCUUAUGUUAAAGGUAGAGUGUACCUACAUCAAGCACUUUGCAAAUGGAAAUCACAGAAAAGGAAUGAAAACUCUGAGGCCAAAAGCUAAGAGGGACAAGCAUAGGAUUACGUAUAUCCUGGGGCUCUUCACUGGCUGCACAAUUGCACUGAUUGUGACCGUGGGUGUGCUUAUACAUGCAAGAGAUCUCUUAUACCAUGAAAAGAGAAAUGCAUACAUGGAAAAUAUAUUCCCACUUUACAGUUUGUUUGGGUUUAUUGCGCUGCAUUUGCUGAUGUAUGCUGGAAACAUAUACUUCUGGAAGCGUUAUCGGAUCAAUUACUCAUUUAUCUUCGGCUUCAAGCAAAGCAAUGAAUUAUGUUAUAGAGAGGUACUCCUGCUCGUCAGUCUUGCUGUACUCACAUUUGCUGGGGUCAUAUCAAAUUGAAUGGAGAUCGACAAAAGAACACAAAGCUAUAAAGCCAUAACUGACUAUGUUGUAGCACUCAUCCCAUAUUGGUUACGGUUUGCUCAGUGCUUACGUCGCUUGCUUGAAGAAAAAGAUAAAAGGCAUUUGUUUAAUGGCUUAAAGUAUUUCUCAACAAUCCUUGCAGUUGCCAUGAGAACAAUUUUUGACUUAAAGGGGCCUUCUUGGCUGAUCUUGGCUACAGCCACUUCAGCUAUAGCAACAAUUUUUAACACAUAUUGGGACAUUGUUAUAGAUUGGGGUCUACUAAGAAGGAAUUCAAAAAAUCCUUGGUUGAGAGAUAAACUCAUCAUACCAAAUCGAAGUGUUUACUUCAUAGCUAUGGUAGCAAACAGUUUGUUAAGACUUGCUUGGAUGCAAAUAGUGUUUGGCAUUAGGGAUGCACCUUUCAUGCAUGAAACAGCAAUGAUUGCAUUAAUUGCCAGCUUAGAGAUCAUUCGUCGUGGCAUUUGGAAUUUCUUCAGAUUGGAGAAUGAGCAUCUAAACAAUGUGGGCAAGUAUCGAGCAUUUAAGUCUGUGCCGCUACCUUUUCACUAUGAGUAAUGGAGACGGGUGUAGAAUACAUACACAUGGUACAGAAGGGAAUAGAAGAUGAAAUCUUGUCAGUAUCCAUAUAUGCAGAGAGAACAUCCUUCCCAGUCCUUACCAGUCCCAUGUAAUAUUUCUUUAUCUAUUCCUUAUUAAUUAGUGUUGAUUAUUUCAUUCAUUUAAAACACAAAUUUGUUAUGCACAGAACUUAUAGUUCUAGUAGCAAACAUAUAAAUAACAGCCCUAUGGGAUAUUGAAAA
Molecule: messenger RNA, 2534 nt
Organism: Carica papaya (papaya)
Lineage: Eukaryota; Viridiplantae; Streptophyta; Magnoliopsida; Brassicales; Caricaceae
Source: RefSeq, a predicted model, not a curated record